UUUGAUCUCUAUUUUGUUCGUGGUAAAGAGUCUAGGGGACGCCAAGAUGAUGAUCUCGUUUUCUUUGUUAGAAAAUUGGUUUCUCGAGGUUCUGCUUCCAAUAACGACGCAGAAACUGUUGAUCCUUAUUUUGUACGCAGUUGAGCAGCCUAAUUGAUGAAACUUCAAUUGAUGUGGACUGGAGGCGUUCCUUUUACUUGAAUUUAAUUGCUCAUACAUCAUUCAGCGUAACCGUCGCAAUUUGCAGUCAACAGGUUCUUCAAAACCAUCAAGCUGGGAAGGACACAUCUUUAUCCCCUAUAUAUAAGGUAAAAAUGUACUUAAAUCUUUUCCCACCUCUUGAAUCAUCUUCAACAAAAGUGAAAUUAUGAAUGCUACAAUAGAUACCGACCUAGGGACAAAAAAGGGCAGAUUUGUAAACCUAAAAAAAACCCUUUGGCGAGGUGAUGGUGAUGGGUGAAGCGUGUCCUUCUUUGGGAGUUAAAUUGAUUUUUACAGAUAAUGAUCAAACCACUGUUGUAGGCUUUAGGCCUUAGUUUCUUCGACGGAUGUCUAGUUAGGGUUUAAUCAGAGUUUUACUUUUUAGGCUGUCUAUAAUGUUACAAUCUAUAUCAAGUGAUUACCGUAUCAUGCUCCACUAAAAGUUUUUUUGGUACCUGUUAGUAUAAUGAUAGUUUUGACAAAGUUUACAGUAGAGAAAAUAAGGGUGGGGGCCACAGAAAGUGGAGCAGGAAAUGGGGCCACAAAGAAUCACCUGCACACCCCCAAGAUCCUAACUAAUUAGUGUUGAGCGCAUGACUAAGGAGGACAGCUGGCAUAGGAGUGCACUACUAAAGGACAACUGGCAUAGGAGAGAGAAAGUAGAUCUCAGACUACAUAUAGGAGAAGAAUUAGUGCCAUCCGUAUGCAUGAAUUAAGUCUUGGAAUCCCUAGGAGAGCUAAGGCCUCUCGAAGUGCCUAAUCUUUCUUUCUUUUCAUAGUUUUACUACUUUUCAUGCUAUUUCUCUGUACUUACUGAUCCCAUUUGAACUCAGUAUUUUUUUAUCAUUACAAUAUUAAUCUCCUUCCCAAUCUUUCACUGUUUGCUAGUUUAUUUGUCUAAAUAUACUAAAUUGACCCUAUCAAUUUGGUAUCUAGAGCCUUGGUUACGUUUACCUACUGAAUGGUCGUUACACGAAGCAUUAUGGAAAACAGAGUCGACACAAUCGAACAAAGGAUGGAUAGCUUCGAAGGAACUAUGGCACAAAUUCGUGAGUUGGUGUUGGAGCAACAAGCACGGCCGCAGGUGACGGUGGAGCAGAUUAGACAACUGAUUCAAGAGCGACCUGCUCGGAAUCGUAGACGAAAUGGGAGAGGUUACGAGGAGGAAGAGGACGAUGAAGGUAGUGACUGGAGUACGUUGUCAAGGGAGUCGCGAUCACGUCACAACCGUCAUGGAGGUGGAACCGGUCCCCGAUUCUUCGGAAGUAAGCAGAGGUUGGAGAUUCCACUCUUCAAAGGAGAAGAUCCAUAUGGUGAUGAGAAGAACGAGGUGGUGAUGAGAAGAGGAGCCCCAUGGAAGGAUAGAGGAGGAAGUGUAAAAUUCAAGGACCCAGGUGAUUUUAAUGGAGCUAGGAAGGACAUGGAAAAAGGAGGUCCAGUCACCCAUGAUAAGCUUAAGGGUAGAAAGUUAAACCCAGCUGAAUUAGAGGAACGCAGUAAGAAAAACUUGUGUUUCAAAUAUGGUGAUAAAUGGAAUAGGGAGCAUGUUUGUAAGUUCAAGCACAGGAAGCUAAUGUUAUGUGAAGGGAGCAGUGAGGAAGAGGCGGAAAAAGAGGUGAUGACUGACCAUAAAGAGGUGAUGACUGACCAUAAGGUUGAGAAAGAUGACGGAGAAGAAUUGAAAACCUUGAAAUUGUCCUUGCAAAGUAAAGAAGGGUUCGUUUUCAACAAGUCCUUCAAGAUGUGGUGCGUGAUAGGGGAAAGAAUGGGGUUGGCUUUAAUUGACUCAGGAGCCACAAGUAAUUUCAUGGUUGAUGGGUUAGUGAGUGAGUUGAAGUUGAAAUUGGUGUAUACUCCAGCGUAUGUGAUAGAAGUAGGAAAUGGAGACAGUGUCAGAAAUCAAGGUGUGUGUGAAGGGUUGAAAUUUCAGAUUCAAGGAGUGGAAUUUCAACAACAUUUUUUCUUGAUAGAGUUGGGAGGAUCAGAGAUGGUACUAGGGAGGGACUGGUUAGCCAACUUGGAUAAUAUUGAAGCAAAUUUUGGGGAACUCUGUUUGAAAUGGGAAGUGGCAGGGGAGAAGUAUAACAUACAAGGUGACCCUUCCUUAUGCAACCGAAAAGGAAUAGGUUUCUAUGUGCAGUCAUUGAAAGGGAGUCGGAUUAAGGGUCCAGAGGUGGAAACCUCAUCUGAAUGGGAUACACUUUUGACAAAUUUUGAGGAUGUUUUUAACAUGCCUGCUGGUUUACCACCUAUCAGAGAGCAUGAUCAUGCUAUUGUGCUGAAAACUGGUGCCACUAUUCCAAACCUGAGACCGUACAGGUACCCUUUUUACCAAAAAAAUGAAAUAGAAAAGAUAGUCAUGAAAAUGCUACAAGCAAGGAUAGAUACCAUCAUGGUAGUGGUGGACAGGCUUACUAAAUAUGUUCACUUCUUACUGGUGAGUCAUCCCUAUACAGCCAAAUACAUAGCUGAAUUAUUUGUCAAGGAGGUAGUGAGACUCCAUGGAUUCCCUAGUUCCAUAGUGUCUGAGAGGGACAGGGUGUUUUUGAAUAGUUUUUGGUCAGAGUUAUUUAAGCAAGCUAGAACAAAACGGAAAUAUAGUAGUGCAUAUCACCCUCAGUCUGAUGGACAAACUGAAGUGGUUAAUCGAUGUGUGGAGACAUAUUUGAGGUGUUUGACAGGGUUGAAACUGAAGCAAUGGCCUAGAUGGUUAGCAUGGGCAGAGUAUUGGUAUAAUACUAAGUACCAUGCUUCUCUGAAAAGUACUCCUUUUGAAGCCCUUUAUGGUAGAGUCCAUCCUACUUUAAUCAGAGGUGAUGCACACCCUUCAGCAGUUGAGGAAGUUAAUAAACUGACACCUGAAAGGAAUGAAAUGAUCAAGGAGAUGCAAGAGCAAUUACUGAAGGCUCGAGAUCAGAUGAAGACAGAUGUUAAUAAACAUAGAAGGGAGGUAAAGUAUGAUUUGGGACACAUGGUCUAUCUUAAAAUAGCACCAUACAAGCUCAAGAAGUUGGCCAAAAGAGUAAACCAGAAGUUGAGCCCCAUGUAUUAUGGGCCUUAUGAAGUGAUACAAAAGAUAGGCGCAGUGGCCUAUAAAUUGAAGCUUCCGAAAGACUCUAGAGUCCAUCCAGUGUUCCAUGCAUCCUUACUUAAAAAAACCAUAGGUCUAGAUACAGUAUCUCAACCCUUACUAGCUUGUAUGAAUGAGGAUUGGUGUCUGGAACCAGGUCCUGAAGAAGCUUUGGACACUAGAAGAAAUGCACAAGGGAAAGUAGAGAUGUUGGUCAAAUGGAAAGGUUUGUCAGAAUUUGAAAAUUCAUGGGAAGCAGUGGGCAUACUAAAGAAAGAAUUUCCUGGAUUCCUCCUUGAGGUCAAGGAGAGUUUUGAAGGGGGAGGAAUUGAUAGUUUUGACAAAGUUUACAGUAGAGAAAAUAAGGGUGGGGGCCACAGAAAGUGGAGCAGGAAAUGGGGCCACAAAGAAUCACCUGCACACCCCCAAGAUCCUAACUAAUUAGUGUUGAGCGCAUGACUAAGGAGGACAGCUGGCAUAGGAGUGCACUACUAAAGGACAGCUGGCAUAGGAGAGAGAAAGUAGAUCUCAGACUACAUAUAGGAGAAGAAUUAGUGCCAUCCGUAUGCAUGAAUUAAGUCUUGGAAUCCCUAGGAGAGCUAAGGCCUCUCGAAGUGCCUAAUCUUUCUUUCUUUUCAUAGUUUUACUACUUUUCAUGCUAUUUCUCUGUACUUACUGAUCCCAUUUGAACUCAGUAUUUUUUUAUCAUUACAAUAUUAAUCUCCUUCCCAAUCUUUCACUGUUUGCUAGUUUAUUUGUCUAAAUAUACUAAAUUGACCCUAUCAUAUAACCAGCAACCCCACUCUUGAAAGUAUGAUGCUUUCUCUUUGGUAGAAUGAUUUCUAGAUUUUUAUUAGUAAAAGGUUAAAAGACUCUCCUCCUUCUGCUUAGUUCUUAAUCUUGAUUUUAUUAACAUUCUGAUUUAUGGCUGCAUGAAGCUGUAACUCUCUCAGCCUUUUCAAAUUAUUGUAGAAUUUGACCCAAAUUUAGCUCCUUUAUAAUUAAAAAUGUUCCCUUCCACGCUUUAAGUCAUUAUGUACAUUGCCUCAUACAACACCAUUACAGAAUAUUUAAUCCCUUUGAAUUAGCUAUGGAUUUAAGAAUUUGUGUCUCUGACUGAUUGUAUUCUGAUUUGCUAUGACCAACCCAGUUUUUGGUGUUGGUGAAUCGACAACAAGGCUUUAUUCCUAUGAUUUUGGACUCGGACUCAGUUUUUGGUUGUUUCCCUGUUAUAUAGAAUUAACAAUCAUGGGUUGUGUAUUAUUCAAGAUGUCUAAAACUCUAGAAGUAAAUAUAUGUGUAUAAAAUAGAAUUAACAAUCAUGGGUUGUGUAUUAUUCAAGAUGUCUAAAACUCUAGAUGUAAAUAUAUGUGUAUAAAAUAAAUUGGACUCUAAAAAGGCAAGUCUAGUUCAUGUUGGUAAUGUUUGUAAUAUAAAAAUAACAAAGACUCUAAAAAGGCAAGUCUAGUUCAUGUUUGUAAUAUAAAAAUAACAAAAACGCCGUUGCCGGGGAUCGAACCCGGGUCACCCGCGUGACAGGCGGGAAUACUUACCACUAUACUACAACGACUUGAUGUUAAGUUGUUUGUUAUAAUGGUAAAUCUUUGUUAUUUUAUUUUGCUGACGUCUCAUAACAUAUACCGAACAAUUAAUUUCAUCUCUCUUCAAUUGUCAAUGAAAUUUUGGCAACAAACUGAGAAGUAGUUCUUGAUCCUUCAUAUCUUUAACUCUAAUUUCACCGACUGAAACAAAAUUUUAGAUUUAGAAAAAAUGCUUGGCGAUGGAGGUGAAACCCCUUCAAGAUAUGAAUUGUUGAGCAUGGUGAAGAAGCACUCAAAUUUAAUUGGGAGAACUGUUGUUGAAGAUCAAGAAGAUGCUCCUGAUGUUGAAAUGGAUAUGAAGUUUUGGAAUGAUGUUUUUGAUCUCUAUUUUGUUCGUGGUAAAGAGUCUAGGGGACGCCAAGAUGAUGAUCUCGUUUUUUUGUAAGAAAAUUGGUAUGUUGUUAUGUCCUUUUCUGAUACGGGAAGGCUCAGCAGUGAUGACAUUGGCCCAAUAAUGGAAGUGGAAAAUAAUCAAGAGCAAGGCCCAAGGACAAAAAGAACAAUCAGAAUUCCUAAAAGAUUGGAGGAUUAUGUGAUUGUUUUGGCUGCUAGUGAAGAAAGGAUCUAGAAGGAUGCGGACUCAUUACAAGUUUCUCGAGGGUCUGCUUCCAAUAACGAUGCAAAAGUGUUGAUCCUUAUUUUGUACGCAGUUGAGCAGCCUAAUCGAUGAAACUUCAAUUGAUUUGGAUUGGAGGCGUUCCUUUUUCUUGAAUUUGAUCGCUCAUACAUCACUCAGUGUAACUGUCGCAAUUUGCAGGUAAUCAAUUAUAUGCUCACUCCUGUAUUUCACCUUGCCUAGUCUGUUGUUAAAACUGGUUUCACAAGCAUUUAGAUUUCCUGUAAUUUUAUUUCAUCACACGCAUUACUUUAUUGGUGUACUGUCUACUGAUAAUCAAUCUCUGAUUCAUUUGUUUUCUCAAAAUGCCUCAAUGAUGCAUUAGCUGUAAUUAAUAAAUCUUGUCUACCUCUUGAAUUAUCUUCAACAAAAAUAAAAUUUUGAAAGCUACAAUAGAUACCGACCUAGGGACAUAAAAGGGCAUAUUUGUAAACCUAAAAAAAACUCUUUGGCGAGGUGAUGAUGAUUGGUGAAGCGUGUCCUUCUUUUUUAUGAGCAGAGUAUGGGAGAUUUACUUAGCUUUGUAAGUCCUUAUAUCUUAUUAUUACUUCUUACAUGCCAAUGAAAAAUUAUGCUUUGAAAUAUUAUUACAUACUCUAUGACUAAACAUAUUAAGGUUAGAAUUGUCAUUAGUGAUCUAGGCAA
This is a messenger RNA of Vicia villosa (hairy vetch), 6133 nucleotides long. RefSeq lists its product as uncharacterized. Gene Ontology annotation, molecular function: nucleic acid binding. The record is from RefSeq and is a predicted model, not a curated record. Bases 1163 to 3712 code for a protein of 849 amino acids. Lineage: Eukaryota; Viridiplantae; Streptophyta; Magnoliopsida; Fabales; Fabaceae. Gene Ontology annotation, biological process: DNA integration. The transcript is spliced from 7 exons.